AAACGACACGGUCAUCAUUGAUACCGUUCGAGUGUAACUGCACGUACGUCCACUGCUAUCCCGCAAAAAUCGAAAUGGCUCCAGGAGGCAAAUCCGCAGGCAAAGCGAUGAAGAAGUCUGGCAAGGCCCAGAAGAACAUCACCAAGUCCGACAAGAAGCGCAAGCCAAAGAGGAAAGAAUCGUACGCUAUCUAUAUCUACAAAGUGUUGAAACAAGUACAUCCCGAUACCGGAGUUUCCUCAAAGGCCAUGAGCAUCAUGAACAGCUUCGUCAACGAUAUUUUCGAACGUAUCGCAGCCGAAUCCAGCCGCCUUGCUCACUACAACAAGCGCUCCACCAUCACCAGCCGGGAAAUCCAGACCGCCGUCAGGCUCCUGUUGCCCGGUGAAUUGGCCAAGCACGCCGUCAGUGAAGGUACCAAGGCCGUCACCAAGUACACCAGCUCCAAAUAAGCGUCUCCUCGAUCCGAGACUUUAAAACGGCCCUUUUCAGG
Messenger RNA from Daktulosphaira vitifoliae (grape phylloxera), 493 nucleotides. RefSeq names its product histone H2B. Gene Ontology annotation, cellular component: nucleosome. The record is from RefSeq and is a predicted model, not a curated record. The coding region runs from base 75 to 452 and encodes 125 amino acids. Lineage: Eukaryota; Metazoa; Arthropoda; Insecta; Hemiptera; Phylloxeridae. The transcript has a single exon. Gene Ontology annotation, molecular function: structural constituent of chromatin; protein heterodimerization activity; DNA binding.